GUGAUGGACAGUUCUAUGCCUCUGAUUGGUGAGCAUGUGGAGGAGGACAGGCAGUUGAUCACUGAUCUAGUGAUCAAUAAGAUGUGCAGUGUGCUGCUCGGUAUCAACACACCACAGCCCAGCGCUGUGAAGGUAAAUCUCUCUCACCUCCUCUCCAGAGUGUAACACUAUUAUGGAUUUGAAUUGAUGUAGAUUAGAUCUCAAAAGUAAUGAAGAAUUGCUUCAAAUAAGCCCUUGUGUAGGGAGUAUAUCAAACCAACCAUGCACUAUUACUGUCCAUGUUCAAUGCUUUUCAUUUCACAGCCACAGACAACCCAGCCAAGAAGGGCCCAAGGUAAAGAGACCUCAUCGACAUCUUAUCACCAGUUUGAUUGCGGUUGUGGCGAAUAUGAAUAUUAUGAUAGUGUGGAGAAAUACACAUAGUAGUGCCUUGAGUCUGAGACGAAACAUGAGUGUGUUGGCUCUGCAGGUGGGCAUCGCUCUGGUUCUCCCUCCCAGUCAGCCCAGGGUUCUCCUCAGCGAGCCCGCUCAGCUAACACCUCUCCCAGCCAGGCCUUUCAGCCCGGACCCAUCCCACCUCCCGCCGCCACCGGCCCCGGCUCCCAGAAACAACCUCCACAACUGAAGUAAGUCAACGCAUCAAAUCUGAUGUUAACAUGGGUGUGUAAUACUAACAGAAUAAUAUAAUUAAGAAAUUAGGCAUGAGGGGGUUGUGGUAUAUGGCCAAUAUACCAUGGCUGAGGGCUGUUCUUAUGCAUGACUCAACGCGGAGUCCCUGAAUACAGCCCUUAGCCGUGGUAUAUUGGCCAUAUACCACAAACCCCCAAGGUGCCUUAUUGCUAUUAUAAACUGGUUACCAACGUAAUUAGAACAGUAAAAAUAAAUAAUGUCAUAGCCGUGGUAUACGUUCUGAUGUACCACGGCUUUCAGCCAAUCAGCAUUCAGGGCUUGAACCACCCAGUUUAUAAUGUCAUACAGUACCAGUCAAGUUGACUGGUACUGUAUAUUGGCCAUAUACCACACCUCGGGCCUUAUUGCUUAAUUAGAAUUGUAAAGAAAUCUGUGCUAAGUACAAGAUCUCUAGUGUCACGAACCGGCUCGUAAGAAAUAGGGAAACAACGUGGAGAUAAGGAUUAACACAAUAUGUUUAUUAACUAAAGCAAACUAUAUACAAUUAACAAUGGUGUGUGUAGUCAGUAAUCAGUAGUGUAAGUGAGUGGAUGCGUGUGAUAAGAGGAGUGUUGAAAGGUGCCAAAGCAAAUAAACAAUACAGCCACAAAAAUGCCACAACCAAAACCUAUAAAACCGGGGACCACCAAGGACCCCGGAACACCACACCAACCAGACAUACAUAAACACAAACAAAAUACUGCCCUGGUUAGCCCUAUCCCACUGCCCCAGCCAACCUCGUCCUCCCCAGACCUCAGCAACCUUUGCGCACAGGAAGCAACUUUUAAGAGGAAAGAAGAAACGUGAACAGCAGGAAACAGAAAACAGGAGCAACAGAACACAAAAUAUACAAAAUAAACAGUCAGUCACGUGGACGACAUGCAUACGCUCAGGGACCACGCGUAUGAGAAAACGCGUGUCCACCGAUCAAUAGGACCAGAUUCGUUCAGGACCAGGGCGCAUGAGAGAGCGGAUCAGCAACAACAUUAUCAGUCCCUCUGAUGUGCCGCACAUCGAGAUGGAAGGCCUGUAAAAACAAACACCAUCUCAUUAUCCUCUGGUUGGGACACAUCACAGACCUCAAGAAGGUGAGAGGGUUAUGGUCGGUGUAGACCACAAUAGGUACUACACCCGACCUACACCUCAAAGUGUUGUAGCGCCCAUAUGAGUGCUAGCGCUUAUUUUUCCGCCACAGAGUAGUUCAACUGAUAACGGUUACAUUUCUUGGAAAAUAAACUAACAGGCCUCUCAACACCGGACACAUCUGCUUGCAGCAGGACUGCACCUGCCCCCACGUGACUCGCAUCCACCUGCAAGGAGAAUGACAAAUCCAUGCAAGGAGCAGCCAGCACCGGAGUUGAGGCAAGCAACCUCUUUGCAGCCUCAAAAGCCUGUUGACAGAGAGGAGACCAGAUGUAUACCGCUUUCAGGGGAGCGACUACGGUAGAGAAGUUCCUACAGAAACUACGGUAAUAACCAAUCAUUCCCAAGAAAAGCAUCAAUUCCUUUUUAGUAGUUGGCGGUGGAAAAGCAUCAAUAGCGAUCACUUUAGCCCGAACAGGACACACUUCACCCUGCCCAACCACCUUACCAAGGUACGUAACGGUCGCCUGAGCAAAUUCGCACUAAGCCAGAUUGAUAGUGAGGCAACCUGCCGCCAAGCGGUCGAACAAGGCUUGAAUACAGGACAGAUGCUCCUCCCAAGUAUCUGCAUAAACCAAUACAUCGUCCAGAUAAACAGCGCACCAGACCAGACCGGAGACAACCCUAUUCAUAAGGUGUAGAAAAGUGGCAGGUGCGUUACGCAAGCCGAAACUCAUAACCAAAUACGAGUACUGACCAGAGGGUGUAAUAAAGGCAGAGAUUUCACAUGCCCUACUGGUCAUUGGCACCUGCCAAUAGCCCUUUAACAGGUCAAACUUGCUCACAAACAUAGCUGCUCCGACCUGAUCAACGCAGUCAUCCAUCCGAGGAAAUGAAUCUGUCUUAGUGGCACUGUUUACCUUACGGUAGUCCGUACAAAAUCUGUUUGUCCCAUCCGAUUUACUGACCAAGAUACAGGGAGAAGCCCAGCUAGAGAAAGGUUCUGCAAUAUCGCUCUCCAGAAUGUACCUUCUCAGCACCCAGACAACGCCGUUUCUCUGAAGAAACUCUAUAGAACCGCUGACGGAUGGGGUCAGCAUCCCCAACGUCAAUAUCACGUUCUAUUAAGUUUGUACGAGUAGGUGUAUCAGAAAACAAAACUGGAAAACUCUGAAUCAGACCAACCAACUCGUCUCGCCUAUCAACAGGUAGAUGAGUGAGAAGGCUAUCCAAAACAUCCAGUGUCUCUGAAUUUUGAAAUCUACCCUGCAGUACGCAAUCAUCAGGACCAGGGACAUCAUCCUCACCAUGCAUGGACCUAGCAUGACAAAAAGAAGAACCAAGCGAUGUAACAGUACAGGCCAAAAUAACAGGUUUACUGUCCUCUGCGGACACACUCUUCGGCCCCAGAGGAACGUGCGUAAUGGGGUUUUAACAGAUUUACAUGGCACAGUUGGUGCGCUUUCCUUCGUUCCCAGAGUGGCAACUAGAUAGUUUGCUCAGUGCACUGGCGCACAACCAUAUAUGGACCUUGAAGCUUGGCGUGAAAAGGAGACCCAACAAUUGGCAGCAGAGCAAGAACCUGGUCAUCUGGACUAAAGUGACGAGACUCAGCUCGUUGAUCAAAUAUGCCCUUCAUCCUCCCUUGUGAAGAUGAUAGCUUCUCUUCAGCAGCGUACAGGUGUCGCCGGAAAUCACAUACAUAAGAUAAGACUGAGGUGGUUCAGGAGACUUCCAGUCAUCCUGGAGCACCGCUAGAAGUCCACGAACACUAUGUCCGAACACUAGGUCAUUUGGACUGAAACCCGUGCUCUCCUGUGAAACCUCCCUGGCGGCUAACAGUAACCAAGGCAACCCCUCCUCCCAAUCCUUACCCAGCUCCAUACAAUAAGCUAACAAAGACAUAAGUGUUUUGUUAGACAAAGACAAAUUAUGUUUAAUAUGGAGCUGUUGGAGAACCUGACCAAACAGAUUAGAGGUGAAAUUAGAACCUUGAUCACUGAAUGACCUUAGGGAUUCCAAAAUUGAGAAACUGAGUCAAAGCCUUUAGCACAGACUUAGUCGGGAUCGAGAGGAUAUGCAGCAGGAUACCUAGUGGUCUGACACGUCACAGUGAACAGGUAACUACUACCAUUCUUAGAGCGAGGCAGAGGGCCAACACAGUCAAUCAGAUACUCAAAAGGUUGGCUGAGUACGGGAAUAGGAAACAGCGGUACCGGAUUAAUAGCUUGAAUAGGUUUAUCCGUUAAUUGACAGGUGUGACAGGUUUUGAUGAACGCAGAAACAUCCCUCUUUAACCUAGGCCAAAAUAAAUGUCUCAGUAUGCGAUUGUAGGUUGUCACGCCCAGAUGUCCAGCAACAUCAUCGUGGGAAGUUUUCAGCACCAACUCAUGAAGCUUAACUGGUACCACAACCGGAUUAAUUACCUCCCCCACAAAACUACUACCAUGAGGCACCCAUUUUCUCAUCAGGACAUCAUCCUGGAGAAAAUAGCCAUGGGCGACAAUGUGGGGUCAGCCCGUUGCUCUUUGAUUAGAUCAGAACGGGGCACAGAUAAUGGGAUAACAGGGAAAAUAGUGACAUUUCUUUGUACCAUCAUCAUUAACCGGCGCUGUGACCAGGUCGCCACGGCUCAUGGAACGCGUCACCGCGCACGCAGAGAACACCUCUGGGAAACUCUGCGCGCUGGCGGAUUCCACCCAAGCCAUGAAUGUGCCCCCGAGACAACUGCUCCGUCCACCACACAAAAAGAACAAACAAAAUAACCAUGCCCAACAUAUUACAAAGUGGAACACGUCGCUAAGCCUAAUAGGGGAAAAGAAAGGCUAUAACUCCGGGUAGCAAAUAGCACUACCCUACCCAAAUCUCCCACUGAGGUACACAGCCGAUUGUACUAACCUCUUCGGACCGAUGUCCCAACAGCGAGUAGAGCAAGAGUUUCCAGCCUGGGCAGGGGCCUGGAAACUAACCAGUGUCCUCUCUCCAACGCAGCACACAAAUAUCCACCGCAGUGGCUAGUUUAACAAAAAAAAGGCAACCAACACUGGGCCUACCAAACAUCACAACUUUAAAAAACUGUACCAAAAGAUGCAAACUAAGCACCUAAAGAAUUUAUCGAACACUAACUCCACGUUUUCUCCCAAACAAAAUACUCAUACCAGUUAGCCAAACACUAGUAUUAGGCCUACUGCAUAUUUUACCAGGCAACGCACCGUUUGAUAAUGUCACUGGACAACCAAAAUCACUGAUACGUCUCUAAGGCACUAUACCAAACAAUUAUAAGACUAUGCAGGGAAUACCAACCAAAGCGCAUCCCGUAACAUUAACCCAUCAUAAUGCAACAAAAUACUAUACGCCAAAAUGUCUAGGAACCAACCUUAUGACGAUGAUCCCGGACAAGCCCCCACUUGUCACGAACCGGCUCAUAGCCGGUGGAGAUAAGGAAUAACAAAAUAUAUUUAUUAACUAAAGCAAACUGUAUACAAUUAACAGAAAUACUCUAUUAUAAUAUCUGACACGCCCACUUUUGUUCCUGUUUAACAGCUGUUAAUAAAUGGCCUGCAUUUACAGGAUGCUCAGCUCCAGCCACCUCUUCAGAUAUUAAUAUGUGAUAAAAGUGAAACUACCUCUUGAGUUUUGAUUCUCUCGUAACUCCUCCCUAGUUCAACGUGGAUUGGCUGUACAUGGCAAAGGGGUUGUCGGUUGGGCAAUUUGCAACAAGAUUUCUCCACAACCUUUGCCCAGUUUACCUCCUGACUCAGAUACAUUUCUAAGGUUUGACUGUAUUUCUGUCCAAGCAGACAGUCAUUGGCUUGGCUACAAUAAACAUUAACAAGUAUCUUCUAAGAUUAAGCUCCUUUGUUAAAAUCUUGUUGGGCUUAGAGAGCAACGUGCACUAGUUUAUUCCCUGUUGUGUGUGCUGUUGGCCAGCCUCUUUUGAUCAAACUGUGCAGUAGCAAAGUUGGCAGAAUAUGAUCCCCUCGGCCCUCUUCACACAUGCACACGCAAGCAUGCAUGAAUGCACACAAACAGACACACACAUACAUCCACCAUCUCCAUGUUGCAUGCCCCUCAGGCCUCAGCCUCACUCUCACAUUCACUCUCACGCCCCUUGCAGCAAAUCCCAGUCGCUCACCAACACCUUCACUGAGACCCUGAAAGGGAACACCACGGACGACGAGGCCAAGGCAGAGACCAUCCGCAGCCUCCGGCAGUCCUUCGCCAGUCUCUUCUCCGACUAA
Molecule: messenger RNA, 5993 nt
Organism: Coregonus sp. 'balchen'
Lineage: Eukaryota; Metazoa; Chordata; Actinopteri; Salmoniformes; Salmonidae
Source: the annotation of a GenBank genome assembly